Malurus melanocephalus (red-backed fairy wren) is the source of this 1478-nucleotide messenger RNA. It is a transcript of the gene STBD1, whose product is annotated as starch binding domain 1. Gene Ontology annotation, molecular function: starch binding; glycogen binding. NCBI's taxonomy places the organism in Eukaryota, Metazoa, Chordata, Aves, Passeriformes, Maluridae. The transcript is spliced from 2 exons. The record is from RefSeq and is a predicted model, not a curated record. Gene Ontology annotation, cellular component: membrane. Bases 16 to 1032 code for a protein of 338 amino acids.
CUGCAGCGCCCGGCCAUGGCCCGCGAUCGCGGUGCCGGCGCGCUGCCCGCAGAGCCCCGCGSCUGGGGCUGGCUGGGCGCGGGGCUGUGGCCGGCGCUGCUCGUGGCGCUGCUGGCUGCCAUCGUCGCCUGGCUCUGGUACGGCGGCAGCGACGGGCGGCCCGAGGCGGGCGGCGAGGAGGAGGCGGCCGGCAGAGCGGGGCCCCGGCGGGAGAGCGCGGCGGCGGCGGCCACAGAGGAUGCUGCGGUGCGGCGGGAGGUCCCGGCUGCUGCCCCGGCCGGCCCUCCGAAGCCCCGAGAGGAUCUGGCGGCUGUUUCAAGGGAAGAGCUCAAUCACGUCCCGAGCGGUGCCAUUUCSGGGGAACCUGUGGAGGUGGAGCGGCUGAUCCCGAAGGAGAGUGUCACAGAGUUGGAGGAGCAUGCAGCUGAUACGGCCGGGGGCCAGGCAGGUGAACUGGGAGCCCAGGUGGGACAGGCAAGUGACGGAUGGUGCGUGAUGAACUUGGCAGGAGCCUCUGAUGAUGACUGUAAGRACAGAAGUGAGGAGCAGCCGAGUCAGCCAGCUGAGAGCAGGGACUUGGACCAUGAAGAGUGGGAAGUUGUUUCUGAGCCUCUGGUCGAAGGGGAGGACGGCAAGGAUGGCAGCAUGGAAGACUCCGACAGCAAGGAAUGGGARCAAGGAGACUGCAGUGAUGGGGACUCGAAAGCAAAGAGAGUUGCAGCUGUGCCCCCCAUGUUCCAAAACAUCCACGUGGCUUUCCGUGUGCACUACAUCACCCACUCCGACGCGCAGCUCAUCGGUGUCACCGGGGACCACGAGUGUCUGGGCCAGUGGCACAGCUACGUCCCCCUCAAAUGUGACAAGGAUGGCUUCUGGUCCGAAUCCAUCAGUCUGCCUGUAGACACCAGAGUAGAGUGGAAAUUUAUCUUGGUGGAGAAUGGCAAGGUCAGACGGUGGGAAGAAUGCGGUAACAGGACCCUAGUGACUGAACAUGAAGAUCAAAUUGUUCAUCAGUGGUGGGGGUACCAUUAAUGGGAAGUUGGAAGUUGCUGAUCUAAUGGCAGAGCUGCCUAGGUCACUGAGCCCCUAAACCUUAGCAGGGCUCCCCUUCUUCUGUAGGAAACCUUCUCAAGGUGCAGAGCUCUGGAAAUCCCGUAUCGAACCACAUGAGCAGCAGAUCUCUGCCCUCCCCUUUAGGAAACCUUUGGCAACCUGAAAAAUCAAUUUGAAUGUGCACUGAAGAGACACAAGGUAGGCUAAGAAGGGAUGAGCAGCAUUCCAAGCACCUGCCUGUCCAGGUGGAUCUGGAYCCUGGACUUGAGUUUGUGUUGCUUUGAGUGGGGCUAUGGAUGCACCUUGGGCUUGGGAAGCGUACUGGGAGGUGUGGUUACUAACACUGUAACAGCAGCUGAAGUGUUUUAAUUUAUGUAAUGUAUUAAGUAAACAAUAAACAUUUUCAGAUUGACAGUUCAUUACCA